Chionomys nivalis (European snow vole) is the source of this 732-nucleotide messenger RNA. It is a transcript of the gene Hoxb8, whose product is annotated as homeobox B8. Lineage: Eukaryota; Metazoa; Chordata; Mammalia; Rodentia; Cricetidae. Gene Ontology annotation, biological process: regulation of transcription by RNA polymerase II. Gene Ontology annotation, molecular function: DNA-binding transcription factor activity, RNA polymerase II-specific; RNA polymerase II transcription regulatory region sequence-specific DNA binding. The coding region runs from base 1 to 732 and encodes 243 amino acids. The record is from RefSeq and is a predicted model, not a curated record. Gene Ontology annotation, cellular component: nucleus. The transcript is spliced from 2 exons.
AUGAGCUCUUAUUUCGUCAACUCACUGUUCUCCAAAUACAAAACCGGGGAGUCCCUGCGCCCCAAUUAUUAUGACUGCGGCUUCGCCCAGGACCUGGGCGGCCGACCCACCGUGGUGUACGGUCCCAGCAGCGGCGGCAGCUUCCAGCACCCGUCGCAAAUCCAGGAGUUCUACCACGGGCCAUCGUCGCUGUCCACGGCUCCCUACCAGCAGAACCCGUGUGCCGUGGCGUGCCACGGAGACCCCGGCAACUUCUACGGCUACGACCCGCUGCAGCGCCAGAGCCUGUUCGGUGCGCAGGAUCCAGACCUGGUGCAGUACGCAGACUGCAAGCUCGCGGCCGCCAGCGGCCUGGGCGAGGAGGCCGAGGGGUCUGAGCAGAGCCCGUCGCCCACACAGCUCUUCCCCUGGAUGCGCCCUCAAGCAGCCGCCGGACGCAGGCGAGGCCGCCAGACCUACAGCCGCUACCAGACCCUGGAGCUGGAGAAGGAGUUCCUAUUUAAUCCCUAUCUGACUCGCAAGCGGAGGAUCGAGGUAUCGCACGCUCUGGGACUGACAGAGAGACAGGUCAAAAUCUGGUUCCAGAACCGGAGAAUGAAGUGGAAAAAGGAGAACAACAAAGACAAGUUCCCCAGCAGUAAAUGCGAGCAGGAGGAGCUGGAGAAAGAGAAGCUGGAGCGGGCGCCAGAGACCGCCGAGCAGGGCGAUGCGCAGAAGGGUGACAAGAAGUAG